GAGGCGCCGCUCUGGCUUCGCGGUUGCAUCGAGCUGAGCAGAACGCGGCGGCGGCGGCUAGGUGGGAGCCGGCCGACCCGGCGACGGGGCAGCCACCAGCCUCACGCCUGGGCAGCGGACCAGCGGAGCCCCCCGCAGCGGCGGCCGGGAGAUGGCCCCCCUCCUGCGGCGGCCGGCGCUGCGGCUGGUGUGGCUGGCGUUGCUGGUGCGCGCCGCCGUCGGGGGCAGGACGCUGCGCUACUCGACGGACGAGGAGCAGCCGCCGGGCACGGUGAUCGGCACGCUGGCCGACGACCUGCCCCCGCCGGCGCCGGGCGAGGAGCGGCGCUUCCGCCUGCUGCAGCCCCCGGGCAACGGUUCGGCGGCGGCGCGGGUGGCGGUGCGCGAGCGGGACGGGCAGCUGAGUGUGGGCGAGGCGCCGCUGGACCGGGAGGCGCUGUGCGCGGCGGCCGCGCCGUCGGAGGAGCCGUGCGUGCUGGCCUUCGACGUGGUGAGCCUCGGCGGCAGCGGCGGCACGGGGCAGUACGGCCUGGUGCAUGUGGAGCUGGAGGUGCGCGACGUGAACGACCACGCGCCGCGGUUCCCGGCGGCGCUGCUGGCCCUAGAGGUGUCGGAGGCGGCGGCACCGGGCACGCGGCUGCCCCUCGCGCUGGCCCUCGACCCGGACGCCGGUUCCAACGGGGUGCAGAGCUUCGCCGUCUCGCCCAACGCGCACUUCGGCCUGGAGGCGCAGAGCCGCGCCGACGGGCGCAAGGGCGCCGAGCUGGUGCUGCUGAGCGCGCUGGACCGCGAGGCGCAGGCCUCCUUCCGCCUCGAGCUGGUGGCCAAGGACGGCGGUAGCCCCGCUCGCUCGGGCACCGCGGCCGUCAGCGUGCGCGUCCUCGACGCCAACGACCACGCGCCCGCCUUCCCCGGCGGCGCGCUCCGCACCGUCGAGUUACCCGAGGACGCGCCGCCCGGUUGGCCACUUCUGACCCUCGACGCCGCCGACCCGGACGAGGGCGCCAACGGCCAGCUGCUCUACUCGUGGGGCGGCCAGGUCCCCGCCGAGGCGCGCGCCCGCUUCGCCCUCGACCCCCGCACGGGCCGCCUCAGCCUGCGCGCCGCCGUCGACUACGAGCAGCAGCGCGCCUACGAACUCGACGUGCAGGCCCGCGACGCCGGCGCCAGCCCCCUGGCCGCCUCCUGCAAGGUCCUCGUCCGCCUCCUGGACGUGAACGACAACGCGCCCGUCCUGGCCAUCAGCCCCCUGGCCGCCCCCGACGGCCCCGCCGGCCCGGCCUGGGUCAGCGAGGCGGCGCCGCCCGGCAGCCUAGUGGCCCUCGUGCGCGCUUCCGACGCCGACGCGGGAGCCAACGGGCAGGUGCGCGUGGCCCUGCUGCCCGAGCCCCACGGCAGCGACGGAGGCGGCGCCCCCUUUGCCCUGCAGCGCGCCUCCGAGGCCAGCUACGCCCUGCUCACCGCCGGGCCCCUGGACCGCGAGCGCACCCCCGAGUACAACCUCACCCUGCUGGCGGAGGACCUGGGCCUGCCCCCCGCCCGCACCCUGCGCCGCCUCACCGUCCGCCUGGCCGACGAGAAUGACAACCCGCCCCGCUUCACCCGUCCCCGCGCCGAGGUGGCCCUGCCCGAGAACAACCCACCCGGCGCCUACCUGGCCACCCUGCCCGCCUCGGACCCGGACCUGGGGUCCAACGGCCGCGUGGCCUACCGCCUGCUCGACAGCCGCCAUGGCACCACCGACACCUACGUCUCCAUCGACCCGGCCACGGGCGCCCUCUAUGCCGCCCGCACCUUUGACUACGAGGCCCUGCGCCAGCUGGAGGUGCGCGUCCUGGCCACCGACGGCGGCUCGCCGCCCCUCUCCGCUACUGCCGUGCUCAAGGUGCGGGUGGUGGACCAGAACGACAAUGCGCCCGUCCUCACCCAGCCGGCCCCGGCCAACGGCUCCGUGGAGAUCCUGGUGUCCAGCAAAGCCCCCCGCGACUCCCUGGUGGCACACAUCCAAGCCAAAGAUGCUGACGAGGGCGCCAAUGCUGAGCUGAGCUUCGCCCUCCUGGACGACGAUCCCCGGGCGCCGGACCUCUUCGGCAUCAACCAGAAAACAGGCGAGAUAUUCCUUGCCGGCAGCCUCUCCGAGGAGCACCUGGGCCAUGUUUAUCAGGCGCUGCUCACGGUGACGGAUGGCGGGCAGCCUCCCCUCGCCACCACGGCCACGGUCAGUUUCCUGGUCACGGCUGAGGCGCCUCUCUCCAGCAACCGGGACUCCGUUGCCAAGGCCAGCUCGGGGGAAGGGAAGGCCCUACAGUGGGACGUCCCCUUGAUCGUCAUCAUCGUCCUUGCCGGCAGCUGCACCUUGCUCUUGGGGGCCAUCAUCACCAUAGCCACCACCUGCAACAAGCGCAAGAAGGAGAAGGAGGUGGCCCUGGAGGAGCCCCUGGACAGCUUCCCCCCAGAGACGGGCAGGCAAGAAGGCAGAGGGGGGCUGGUGCCUGCCAGCCCCCCUGCCAGCAGUUUCGAAGUGCAUUCCUUCCCCAGCAAGUCUUCCUUCGUGAGCCCGGAGCACUCCCCAGCCAGCGAGGACCUCCCCGCUUCGGAGAACAGCCGAGAGAGCGCCAGCCUCUACGAUAGCCACAGCAGACUCCGGGAGCCCAACACAGAGUCCUAUGCCUCUACCCCCAGCUACAGCAAAGAGCCAGGCCCACCCCCAGCAGCCAUCUGGAAGGGCCACUCCUUCAAUACCAUCUCCGGCCGAGAGGUGGAGUUCAGUGGCAAAGACAGCGGGAAAGGGGACAGCGACUUCAACGACAGCGACUCCGAUAUCAGCGGAGAUGCGCUAAAGAAGGACCUCAUCUCGCACAUGCAGAACGGGCUGUGGGCUUGCACUGCAGAAUGCAAGAUCCUGGGCCAUUCGGAUCGGUGCUGGAGCCCAUCCUGCGGCCGCUCCAACCCUCACCCUUCACCCCAUCCCAAGGCUCAGCUGUCAACUUUCUGCAAGAGUACCUCGCUGCCCAGAGACUCGCUCCGCCGGGACCACUUCUACCAGGCGCAGCUGCCCAAGACGGUGGGCCUGCAGAGCGUCUACGAGAAAGUUCUGCACAGGGAUUUUGAGAGGACAAUCACGCUGCGGUCCCCUCCUCACCCGGGGCGGCUACCGGACCUCCAGGAGAUCUCUGUGCCCUUAUUCCAGGCUUCUCCGGUGCGCUUUUUAGGACCUCCAUCCGAUUCUACUCAAAAAGUUUGAACAGCUGCUCGGCGUUUAUCUUGAGCUGAAGCUCACAAGCGCCAGACCACUGGCAUCAUUUCAGGAGACGGUGUCGCACCCAGAACUCGGAUUUUCAAAGUCACACGUCUGCCUGGGCUGUUGGAUCUUUCCUGCAUUGCAGGCUGGCUGGUCAGGACAGGACUUCUGAGCAUGUGCAAAGUGUUUCUUCUGCAGCUCAGUGGCCCCAGCUAUCUCCUUCAGGUUUUUGAGAGUCCAAGGGGAAGUUGUAUCCCAUCACCUCUCUUGAGAAAAGUGAAACUCUGCUCCUGUCACUUCCACCUCCCGCUGUCGCAUGCCCCCUUCACGGUCCACACUGCAAGCCAGGCUGUUUCCAAGCAUUUUUAAGUUGAGCAGGUCCAGUGAUGUAUAGAAGAAUUUUUAAAAAUGUGCCUUAAUAUACGUAUGCACACACAUUUUGACUUCUGUAGUUUCAGUUGGGUAGCCAUGUUGGUCUGAAACAGCAGAAAAAAAGGUAUCGUCCAGCGGCACCAUUGAGACCCACAAAGGUUUAUUCUUGGUAUCGUUUAUUCUUGCAUGCACAUGGAAGCUUAUACCUAGAAUAAAACUUCGUUGGCCUUAAAGGGCCACUGGACUCAAACCUUUUUCAUUCAUUUGCGUGUGUGCGUAUAUGUAUAUGAUGUGUGUGUGUGUGGUUGGGAAAGAUUCCCAAUUAAGUUGGUACUGUUUGGUAUUUGCAAACAAAAAAACCUCUUUGUAGUUAAUGUAAUUUUUAUGAAAUGUGGAGUAUUUAAUUUUUUUCCCUCAACGUUGCUCUUUUGUUUCAACCAUAAGCCAUCUUCUUAUGUAAGUUUUGUUUUUAAAAAUCUGUAUAUUAUGUAAUGUAAAGUUUGUACAUAAGGGAAAUUUCAUUCUAUUUUUAUAUAAGAAAACUUGGGGAACAAAACCAGUCAUUCGUACUAAAGCAACAGUCUGAAAGACUCACACAAAAGGAAAGAAGAAAGGCAGACUGUAUAUAAAGGAACUGAAGGAACCGUCUUUUGCAUCAUUGAAUGAGAAGUUAGUUUAAUUGCAAGUUGACGUAUUGGAAGGCCUACCUGGCCAAGUGUGACUGGUGUUUUUAGAAUCCAUGAUCUGUUUCCAACGCAAUGUGAUUUAAUGAUUCUGUGUCACUUAUAUACACCCUAAUAAAGGACGUCCUGUGUGUUUGGA
Messenger RNA from Sphaerodactylus townsendi, 4435 nucleotides. It is a transcript of the gene PCDH8, whose product is annotated as protocadherin 8. The transcript has 3 exons. The record is from RefSeq and is a predicted model, not a curated record. Gene Ontology annotation, cellular component: plasma membrane. Gene Ontology annotation, molecular function: calcium ion binding. NCBI's taxonomy places the organism in Eukaryota, Metazoa, Chordata, Lepidosauria, Squamata, Sphaerodactylidae. Gene Ontology annotation, biological process: homophilic cell-cell adhesion. Bases 152 to 3244 code for a protein of 1030 amino acids.